Molecule: messenger RNA, 1002 nt
Organism: Cetraspora pellucida
Lineage: Eukaryota; Fungi; Glomeromycota; Glomeromycetes; Diversisporales; Gigasporaceae
Source: the annotation of a GenBank genome assembly
AUGGGCGCCGAUCCUUUUCAAAUAUUCGUUAAUGGUAUCGAAGGGAAGACGACCACUUAUAAUGAAAUUACGCCAACAACUAAAGUGAUAGACAUUAAGAAAAAGGUUUUUGAUAAAACUGGUAUAAGUACCGAACAACAACGCCUUAUUUUUGCCGGGAAACAACUCGAAGAUCAUAAAACUGCUGAGGACUAUGGAAUUACGAAAUCUUCUACACUUCAUUUGGUCCUUAGACUUCCGGGUGGCGCUAAUGUGAAAAGUCAUGAUCCUGAUGGUGGUGUUGAACUAACCAACGAGCCCGAUAUGAUUACCUGGGAGGACGAUCCAGACAACUUACGUGCCAAGAUGCCAUGUGGCCAUGCUAUUGGUCCCGAGUCCCUUACUGCCUUUUGCAGAUCACUUGUCAGUGAAGGCAAAUUUCAAUUUUUUUGUCCCUAUACCAAUCUGGAAAAUGAUGCUCGUUGCCGUAAGGAAUGGCAAUAUGUUGAUAUCCGCAAGAUAGGUUUACUUACUGAUGAAGAGUGCAAAUAUUUUGAAGCCAAGAUUAGUGAAAAUUAUUCUCGCCGUGCCUUCGGUGUUCAAGAAUGUCCGCAGUGCUCCACAUUUUGUGAAAGAAGUGAUAAGGAUCGAUCAUCAGUAAUCUGCUUGAUAUGCUCAAGAAAACCAGGCGUUAAAGAAUACGCGUUUUGUUGGUACUGCCUACACCAAGUUUAUAGUUUAUGUAGCUAUCGUUGUACUAACAAUCUCUGUGGAGGUGUUGAUCCUCGCCUAGCCAUUCUUAAAAAUGCGAUCACAAAGAAAGUAGGCAACGUAUCUGGUGUACCAUCGUGCCGAGCGUGCCCUAAAUGUGGCACAAUUAUCGAACACGACAGCAAAUGCAAACAUAUGAUAUGUCCCUGUGAGCAACAAUUCUGCCUUUAUGACCCGACAACCGGCUGGAAAUGUGGUGAAUUCAAUAGUCCAUGCACUAUUGCCCCCGUGCAAACUGUUCUCCCUGAGUAG